Molecule: messenger RNA, 1012 nt
Organism: Drosophila grimshawi
Lineage: Eukaryota; Metazoa; Arthropoda; Insecta; Diptera; Drosophilidae
Exons: 2
Coding region: 86-874 (262 amino acids)
Source: RefSeq, a predicted model, not a curated record
GUGAUAUGUGGAAGAAGUGUCAGAGCGUUAUCUGAGUAGCUCCACUGUAGAAUCAAAAUCAAAAUGUUGUCAAAGCUACAUUUACAUGUGGACUUGCAUGACAAAUUCAAAUUCAAAGCCAGCUUCUGCAAUCCAAUACCAAAGUCAACAAAGCUAUAAAAACAAAGCAAAAGCCAUUAAGCUGCAGCAGUCAGCGAAACUCAAUAAUAUGGAGAAGAAGCAAACUCUAAGUAUUAUCAUCUGCACUCUGAUAGCCUUUGGCAGUGCGAUGCCAGUGGAUGUGCCACUUUAUAAGCAACUGGGGUACAAGAAGCCAUCAGGGACCAAUUCCAGUGGCUACAACAAUAACGUAGUGACAAGCACAAAUCGGCUGGGCGGAACAACGAUAAUGACAACGACGACGCCAACUCCACAAUUUGAGUAUGCUCUGUUGGGUCAGGAUCCGAAGGAUCAGCACUGGUAUCGUGUCAGCCUAACGCCGACAGACAACAAGUCUGGUUAUCGUGCUCAGUUUGCCACAAGGAGAUCGCCACCAUACGAUGCAGAGCAGGCACACAAGCAUGAUAAGACCAUUAAGGAGCUGCUUAAUUUCUUAGAGAAUUCCGAGGAGCACAAUCUGCUAAAGGUCUACGGGCAAAUCUUGGACAGCGAGGACUACAACGAUCAGAACGCAAAGGAGAAGCGCAAUGGGGAGAAAUUCGAAAUCGAUGUUGGUAACGAUUUGGACAUAAAGACGGUUUCGAAAACCGAUGGAAAUCGACCUUUAGCUUUAGCGGGCGAGCUGACAGUGGCCACGCCUCCUACUAAUAGCCAAAAUGGCAGCGAUUCGACAAUGUUUAAGAAUUUUGUUUACUUCAUAAAGGGUUUGAAAUGAGUGCACAAUAAUUCGGUCUCAAUAAUAAUAACACCAGUUAUUAAAAAAGCGAAUAAGAAUAAGUAAGCACUAAAUAUAUUUUAUAUAACAAACAAUGUAUUGUAAUUUGAAUGUCAAAAGCAUGAUUUAAAAGCUUUA